Spathaspora passalidarum NRRL Y-27907 is the source of this 9780-nucleotide messenger RNA. RefSeq names its product E3 ubiquitin-protein ligase (gene TOM1). The transcript has a single exon. Bases 1 to 9780 code for a protein of 3259 amino acids. Gene Ontology annotation, molecular function: ubiquitin-protein transferase activity. The record is from RefSeq and is a predicted model, not a curated record. Lineage: Eukaryota; Fungi; Ascomycota; Pichiomycetes; Serinales; Debaryomycetaceae. Gene Ontology annotation, biological process: proteasome-mediated ubiquitin-dependent protein catabolic process; protein polyubiquitination; positive regulation of protein catabolic process.
AUGAUUAUUCAGAAAAGAGAACACAUUGAGCUGAUGCAGAUGGCAAAGCCAUUGAAAUCUUUGAUUGAUGAUUUGGCCAAUUGUGAAUUACGCGAUUUGCCAGUCAGACUCAAUGCUAAUUUGAAAUGGGAGAGACCACGCGGUGAUCUAUUGCAUUGGAUCCCCGUGUUGAACAGAAUGGAUCUGAUAUUUGAAGAGAUGAUCAAGAAGUAUGGUUUGAAUGACGAGUUUGUGAAGCUACAAAUCAUAUCCCUUCAAGAUCAAUCACUCAUCAUUGCGUGUCUACAAUUCACACAUACCCUCUUGGAGCAUUGUUCUGACAGACUGAUAUAUGCAAGCAGCGAGAGAGUCUUUGAUUUAAUAAACACCCCCACCGUGGAUGUUAGAUUGAAAGCGUUGGAAGUUGCCGUUUUGAUUGCUGAAAAGUUUGCUCAGAAUAACAAUGCCAAGUACUCCGCCCCCAAAUCAACCAAACAAAAAGUGUUGGAACUUGCCAGGUCUUACCCUCCUAUGGUUCCUGUGGACAGCGCCGUGAAACAACAGCAUAAAGCAAACAUACAAAAGAAGGAUGAAAAGUCUAGUAUUAUCGGUGAUCAUUUUAAUUUCGUGGAUACUUUAACGUCCAAGAAGAAAUACCCUAGUAAGUGGAAGUAUAUAAAUUUCCAGUAUUACAAAUCAUCAUUACUUCCUCUAAAGCCAGAAAGUCAUGCAUCCACUACGACAGAAGCUAGUAAGAAAAAGGAGAGCAAGAAAAAGCCGCAAAAGUUGGUGGUUUCUGAAGGAUUGAAUACGUUUACCAUGGGUGAAGAUGUUGUAAGAAAACUCACAUUGGAGCAAAUUUAUGAUAAAGCUGCCGAGGUUAUUCCCAAGGAAUUUUGGUUCAACUUUGGCAUGCAUGCUGCUGUUGCUAAAUCAUUCAAUACCAAAUCAUAUGAAUCAAUGAAGCUCAGAGAAAAGUUAUUACAAAUCAAAUGUCUUGCUGUUGGUUUUACUUGUAAUAUGUUCAAUGUGCAAAACACAUCUUCGAAGUUAUUUGAGGCUGAACCAUAUAUUUUCAGUUUUUUGGUGGAUGCCGUCCUGCCAGAGAAUAUCGAUCGAGUUCCUAAAGAUGUUCAUUUUACUGCAAUCAGAAUCCUUGAAUGCAUUUCUUUGAAGCGAGUAUGGGGUGGAGAUAUUAUACGUUGCAUGGGUGGUAAUGUCAGUCAUGGAGUCUUGUUUCAAUUGAUAAGGCAUAUUUGCAAGAUGGUCAAGGAACAGGAUGAUGACUAUUUUGAAGAAGGUUAUAUUCAUUUCUUCAAUAUGCUAGGAAACAUGAUCAAUACCAAGAGCUUGAUACAAAAACUUACAGCAGGUGGUAUUUUAAAUGAUUUAAUGGCAUUUAUGAAUUUGCAUACAAAAUACAGAUGGUCUUGUUCUGCCGCUUCACAUUUAAUCGCGAUAUAUUUGACUGGGUCUCCAAGUUCAUUGGAUGAUUUUGUGGCCAAUAAUGGUUUCAAUCUUUUGAUUGAAGCAAUUGGAUAUGAAGUUGAUUUUGCAUUGGAGAAUCCUGAAUAUGGAGGUGGACCGCCAAAGAAUGCGAUUGUACAUUAUACGAUUUCAUUUAGACAGGCAAAUUAUAUAAGAAAUUUGAUGAAGUUAGUUGCUGAUAUAAUCCAAUCUGACGUUGGUGAUAGAUUAAGAAACUUAUUUGAUUCACCAUUAUUGGAAAGUUUCAACAAGAUCUUGACUCAUCCCCAUGUGUUUGGACCAUUGAUUCUAUCAUCCACUGUUGACUCAGUGUUUUACAUCAUCCAUAAUGAACCAACUGCAUUCUCAAUCCUUAAUGAGGCCAAAGUAAUAGAUACUAUUUUAGACAAUUAUGAAAGUUUGUUUUUGCCAUCUAGUGAGUUAUUAAUGAGUUUACCUGAAGUGUUGGGAGCAAUCUGUUUGAAUAAUGAAGGGUUGAGAAAGAUUAAGGAAAAGAAGAUCAUAUCCACCUAUUUCAAAACUUUCUACAACUUACCUAAUGCCAAGGAAUUGGUGAAUUCUGACAUGUCAACCAAUUUGGGUUGUUCCUUUGAUGAAUUGGGAAGACAUUUCCCAUCCUUGAAACCUGUAAUACUUGCUGAGACCAAAUCUUUGAUUGAAAAUGUUAGUUCGUACGUCGAUGACCGUUUGAGUGGUGUCAAGUUUUAUUCGUCCAAAAUUGGUUCAUUAUACAAGAGCAAAGAUGAGCCAUCUCAAAUAAAUGAAGAUGGUGAAAAGGAAAUUGAAAGCUGGGACACUUCUGAUUAUGCAUAUUUGCUUGACAAUGUCUACUUCUUCCUUGGUGGUUUACUUCAAGAUAGUGGACAAUGGGGACCUGAAGCUAUUCAAAAGAUUGAGUUUAAAACCUGGGUUAAAUUUUUAACGUUGAAAAAUGCUCCUUAUGAUUAUUUAUUAUCCAAUGGAAUCUCGUCGUUGAUGGGAAUAUUGAAGUAUUUUGAUGAUGAGAAGAGAGAUUAUGGAUUGCCGGUCGUUUUGGAUAAAUUGAAAGAAUUGCUUGAUCUUGACGAAGUUCAGAAUUAUAUUCAAUAUAGCAGCACGGAACAAUCAUAUUUUGCAACAUUGGAUGAGAAAUCAGCUACCUUGCUUUUCCAACAUUUGAAUUCAAUUAAUACAAUCUUGUAUGCGAUUGCAGAAAUUUACAUAAACUUGGGAUUAAUGUUUCAAGAAAGAUUCCUUCAAAUUAUUGAGCAUUUUGGUGGUUAUGGACUCAAGACUAUUUCUGAUUUGGCAUUGCUUUUGGAACGAAGUAUACUCGAAGAAACCAUUAUACGUUCAUCCAUCCCCGAUGAAGUACUGAAACUUACUUCGAUUGUGUCUACCGAUAGUCCACCAUUAUUGAUACAUGCAACUGAACCUUCUAAGGACACACCUGAAUCCAGUGGAACAAGUGCCAAAUUCAAGAAUACAUUACAAAUUAGAUUCUUCAGUUACUAUUUCCAAAGUUACAUAUCAUUAAUACUAGCAUGCAUUGCUCGGGCAUGUACACCUAAGCGACAAGAUUUUGCUGACAUCGAAAUGAGGAGAGAUGGUGUGGAGAUUAUCAUAGAAUUGGGAAAAGUGUUUGCUUCGGCAAUUUCAAGACCAUUCACCAACAAGUAUGUCAAGUAUUGCUAUAUUUUGAAUCUUUCCAAUUCGGUGCUAUAUAUAUUAUCCCAGAAGGAAAGAGCUAGAGACACCGUUCUUGUUUCUUUUGCUAUUUCUUUAUUUCAAAACGGGUAUUUUGAAAGCUUACAAGAGAUUGCGGUUGAAUUAUGGAAUGAGUUGUUACUUAUGGAUCCACUUGUAGCCAAGGAAACUGCUGAACUCAAAUACAUCAGUACACACGAAAGUAGUAUUGUCAAAAAUGCAUUAAGUCAAGUCCUUAUGAUCUUUGCCAAGUCGGUAAACUCGGAAAUUAUUACAUUCUUACCUUUUCCCAAAUUGUAUUUUGCAAGUGGUUAUGAGAGUGAUGUUGAAAGCAAAAUAAUCUCAAGUUUAGUUACCCAAAUUAGGGGAAUUGCAUUUAAAUUGUUGGAAGAAACCAUUGGUUUAAAUUCAAAGAUUUCUGACAAUGGUAGUGGAGUUACUGCUGCCAAUAUUCCAUCACCAUUAGUUGAGCAAAUGGUUUAUAUUGCUAAACAUGUCUACAGUGGUAAAAAUGAGUCUUCUGAAGUUGAAUUUAUCCCAUUUGAUGUUAGAAACGUCUUUCCACCAUCUGAUCAAGUAGCCUAUUUGAUUUCCCUUGGUAUGUCGGAAUCACAAGCUAACCAUUUCUUCAAACAUGGGCUUGUUUUGAAGGAUAUUGUUAAUAAGACCUAUACUGAUUGUCCACAAAUGCAUUUGACUGUGGAAGAAUGGGACAAGUUUAGUGAAGAAAUACAAAGCGAUGAUCAUGACUUUAGUGUUGAUUUCCCCACCUAUAGAAAAUCUAAGGAGAUUAUUGACGAAAAGAAAAGACAUUCAGACAUGUUUGUGGAUGAGUGGUUAAACAUUGCUACCCAGUUUCCAAAAGUUGUUGCACCAAUUUCUGAAUUAUUUGCGACAUUCUCAACUGAUAAGGUGGUGACUAGAUUAGGAUUUUUGGUUAGCAUACUGAAAUGGAGAAAGGAAGAAAAUUCCAGUGCAUUUGGGGUUUAUUUGCAUUUGAUCUCACUUUUGUUCCUGGCUAAUGCAGAUUUCAACAGUUUUCGGGGUAUUUUUGAAAAUAUGACAACUGUAUUGCAUUCGGGAAUAUUGCAUGACGAAUAUGUAAAUGAAUCAUUUUUCCCAUUCUUGAUGUCUAUUUUGGAAGCAUUGUUGGUGUAUAAAGAUGAUCCUGAACCUAGUGAAACCAAACAUGAGAGCAUAAGAUAUUCAAAAUCUAACACUUAUUACCGUUUGGAUGAUGAUAUACAAUUGAAGAUAUUCAAGCAGCUCAUUGAAAUUAAGGAAAUUAGAAACUCAAAUUCUGCAAAUAGUUUGGCCCGUGUGCUUGCAAUGUACGCCAAGAAUCAAGAAUAUUCCCAAUUACUUAGGGAAAGUGAAGUUGUUAAAUACUUGAUCAAAACUUUAAGAACACCAAUUAAAGAGAAGCCAAUUCUGGAAUCAUUGAAAACAUCCAUUGUAUUAAUUUUAAGAUAUGCUUUUGAAACACCUGAAGUCAAGAGAAACUUAAUAAAUUUUGAUGUGGCAAACUAUUUUAACAUUACUUCUACCCGUGUCAAAGAUCUUUAUUUAUGCUUAAAGGAUCAAUCAGAUUUGAUCUGGAGAGAUGCGGAAGCUUUUGAGGAUAUUUUGUGCAAGGAUGUUAGGUUGGAGGGUUACAGUGGAUCUGAAUUCUUUUUGAAUAAAAUUCCAAUCAAGAAAAUUAAAAAGACUGAAGAGGAUACAGAAGAUGUGAAAAUGACCGAUGCAACUACUGGAGAAAGUCAACCUAAACGAAUUGAAACACCUACUGUCAUGAAUAUCCUUCUCAAUGAAUUAAUGAGCAUUGUCAAGAGUGACUGGCUUGCUGAUCCCGUUGAAGCUCCAGAAACCAAAGAAGUAAAGAAGGAAGAUUUAUUUUCUAAUGAAUUAUUUGGAUAUGGUUGUUUCCUUAUUCAAACCAUAACUGAACUUUUGGGAUCUUAUAAGUUGGCCAAAUUUGAAUUUUUGACUUUUUCAAAAAAGAUGAAACCAAAUGAUCCAUUGAAACCACGGUCAUCUUCCUUGAACUUCUUCUUCCAUCAAUUAGUUCCUACCCAUCUGUUGGAAAAGUCUUCAGGAGUCGAAUAUGAAAGACGCUGUGCUAUUUCUUCAAUUGCCAAGAUGACACUUCUUGCAUUGACAUCCACUCCAAUCCUUGAUGAAGACAAUAAUCCAGAUGCCAAGAAGGAAGAUCCUGAUUUGGGCUUUAUUAGAAGAUAUGUGGUUGAAGUGCUCACCAAAAUUCUUAAAGACACUAUUCAGCUGAAUAACUUGGCCCAAGUUCGUUAUGGAAAAUUGUUUGACUUGUUUGAAUUAACUGGGCUUUUAGUAUCUACUAAGUUCCGGGAUGCAGCCGGUCCUUUAUUGAAUAAUAGGGCUAUUAAAUUUGAUCAAUUUUACAUUUCCAAGGUUUACAUUGAGAAACAAGUUCCCAAUUUAUUAACUUCCUUGCUUGCUGAUUUGGAUUUGAACUUUCCUGAUAUUGAGAGAGUCGUCAAGGCUGGUCUCAAACCGCUUUCAUUGUUGGGAAAGAGUAAGGUUGAUUUUCAAGAGCUUUUUGCUGGUGAUAAUCAAGGUGAGAAUGAUGACGAUGAUAUAAUGCCUGAAGAUGUUGAUGAUAGAGAAGAAACCCCUGAUUUGUUCCGUAAUUCUACUUUGGGAAUGUAUGAUGUUGAUUUCAAUAGUGAAGAUGAGGAUUCAGAUAUGUACUAUGAUGAAGAAGGUCCUUUGGAAGUAUUAUCUGGAGAAGAAAUUGAAUCGGACGAUGAAUCUUCGGAACUUUCUGCAAUUGAUUCAGAUCAAGACGAUGUUGAAAUUAGUAUGGAUGACGAGCAUGCUUCGGAUGACGAAUAUUAUGGUACUAUUGAUGGAGAUGUUUCAGAUAGUAGCAUUGAUGAUAUUGAGAUUAUUGAUGAAUUGGAUUUGGGUUCUCAUUCAGAUGGCGAAGGUGAAGAGGGAAGCUCUUCUGAAUCAGGAUUGUAUGAAUACGAAGAUGAGGGUGAUUUAAGUGAAUAUGAUGAAGAUGAGUUGGAUGGCUGGAUUGAACAGCUUGAGGAUGGUGACCAUUAUUCUAGUGAUGAAGAUAUUGCUGAUGAACAAUCUGCUGUUACUACCAUGGGAAGAGUGGAGAGAUCCGUUGAUCUAGAUGCUGAUGAUGAAUCAGAUGGUUAUUCUAGUAAUGAGGGAAUCCUGGAAAUUGAAGUCACGUUGGAUGCUGCACAAGGUGGUCGAGUCAGAAGAUUGUUGGAUCAAGCUGGGUUGUCCCAGUUAGAUAGAACUUCACCUGCAUUGGCACAAUUAUUUGACAGAUUAUUCCGUGAAGGUGGGUUUAGAGGCACUUUCGAAGUUUCUGAUCAAGAAGAUCUGUUUGCAACCAAUCCAAUUGGCCGUAUCUUUGAUAAUAUGUUACAUUUGAGACCACGUAGAGGAAAUGAAACCGGUGAGAGCAUGCAUAUCAAAUCAACUAGAGAACGUUGGCAAGAUGCUUUCAAGAUGUUUUAUCCAAAGGAGAAGAAGGACAAGAAUGAUUUGGUGUUAAGGGUUAUUCCUGAUAUUGUCAAUAGAAUUGAAGAAGAUAGUAUUGCAUUAUAUAAACAGAAGCAAUCUGAGCUUGAGAAAAUCCGCAAGGAACGCGAAGAGAAGUUGAAGAAGAAGAUUGAAGAAGAAGCCAAAAAGAAACUAGAGGAAGCCAAACAACGCGAAUUGAAUGCUGCUAAUGCACCUCCUCAUGAACCAGUCAUGGUUCGUAUUGGAGAUCGUGAUGUUGAUAUUGGAGGUACUGAAAUCGAUCGUAAUUUCAUUGAAGCAUUACCAGAAGAUAUGCGUGAAGAAGUUUUCACUCAAUAUGUUAGAGAAAGAAGAGCAAAUGCUACCAGUACUGGUGAAGAAACUCGUGAAAUUGAUCCUGACUUUUUGGAAGCUUUACCAGGACAUAUUAGAGACGAAAUUCUUCAGCAAGAAGCCAUGACGAGAAGAUAUGCUUCAUUUGAAGAAGGUUUGAACGAUGAUGAAGAAACUGGAGAUCAAGAAGGUGAAGAUGAAGAUGAAUUUAUGGAUUUUGAAGUUGGUGGACUGUCGUCAUCACGUCGUGCAAGUACUGCUGCUAGUGCAAAGAAACCAUCGAAGAAGGUAUUUUUCACUCCUUUGGUUGAUCGUCCUGGUAUUUCUGCGUUGAUUCGACUUUUGUUUUCACCAUUGUCAAUUAAUCAAAGGGAACAUGUUUAUCAUUCAUUGCAUUAUUUGUGUCAUAAUAAGCAAAGUAGAAUUGAAAUUAUGAGUUUGCUAAUUGCUAUUGUUUAUGAUUGUUUUACAAAUCAACGUCCUAUUGAAAAGAUUUAUACUCAAGUCUGCAGUCGAGCAAAUGGAUCUAAGGAUAUUAAAUCCAAGCAUGGAAUUCCCGUUGGUGCUACUCAAAUAUCCGUUGGUAUUCAGAUCAUUGAAGCUAUUGAUUAUUUAUUGGAACGCAAUAGUCAUUUGAGAUAUUAUUUGUUGACGGAACACGAAAAUGUAUUCCUCACGAAAAAGGCCAAUAAGACAUUUGUUAAAUUAGGCGAUUCCACGAAAGAGGGUAAGUUUGCAUUGAACCAUUUGUUGAGAUUGCUUGAUAAUGUUCUUGUUCGCGAAGAUCAAACCUUUUUGGACCUUCUUGCCAGAGUGCUUCAAGUAUCUACUCGUCCAUUACAAGUUUUGAAAGAACAUGAAAAUGAAUCUCUGCCAUUGCAACUUCCGGUUAUUCGUCAAGAAAACUAUCGACAAAUAAUUAAGAUAUUGACUGGUAAUGAUUGCUCCAAUACAACAUUUAGAAGAACUAUCAGUGCCAUGCAAAAUUUAUCUGUGUUGCCCAAUGCACAGAAGGCAUUCUCUAUGGAAUUAUCUGACCAAGCUUCGACUUUAGGGUUUAAGAUUAUAACUGACUUGAAUAAUUUGACCAAGGAGUUGCGUGGAACCAAUUAUAGCUCUGAAAGUAAAUCAUUUUCUAAAUUCAGUGCUCAUUCAUCUGAUCAAGCUAAAUUAUUGAGAAUAUUAACUGCAUUGGAUUAUAUGUUUGAAACUAAAGAACGAGAAAGAAAACAACAAGACAAGAGUUUUACUAGUGAACCUUUGGAUGAAAUUGAAGAAUUGACGGGAUUAUACAAGAAAUUGGCCUUAGGUACUCUUUGGGAUGCCUUGAGUGAAUGUUUACGGGUUUUAGAAGAAAAUCCACAAUUACAUAAUGUUGCCAAUGCUUUGUUGCCGCUUAUUGAAGCAUUGAUGGUUGUUUGUAAACAUAGUAAAGUGAGGGAAUUGCCAUUGAAGGAAAUUUUGAAGUACGAAGCUAAAAAGAUUGAUUUUACUAAGGAGCCAAUUGAGUCGUUAUUUUUCUCCUUUACUGAUGAACACAAGAAAAUCCUCAAUCAAAUGGUUAGAGUUAAUCCUAAUUUAAUGAGUGGGCCUUUUGGAAUGUUGGUUAGAAAUCCACGAGUAUUGGAAUUUGAUAAUAAAAAGAAUUAUUUUGACAGGAAAUUGCAUCAAGAUAAGAAGGAAAAUUCCAAGUUAUCAGUCAAUGUUCGUCGUGACCAAGUGUUUUUGGACUCUUAUCGUUCUUUAUUCUUUAAAUCUCGGGACGAGUUUAGAAAUUCCAAGUUGGAAAUUAAUUUCAAGGGAGAACAAGGUAUCGAUGCUGGUGGUGUUACUAGAGAAUGGUAUCAAGUUUUGAGUAGACAGAUGUUUAACCCUGAUUAUGCAUUGUUCACUCCAGUUGUUGCUGAUAGAACCACAUUCCAUCCUAAUAGAACUUCAUACAUCAAUCCAGAGCAUUUGUCAUUCUUUAAAUUUAUUGGAAGAAUUAUUGGUAAAGCAAUUUAUGAUAACUGUUACUUGGAUUGUCAUUUCUCAAGAGCUGUUUACAAGCAAAUCUUGGGUAAGAAACAAUCAUUAAAGGAUAUGGAAUCGUUAGAUUUAGAAUAUACUAAAUCGUUAAUGUGGAUGUUGGAGAAUGAUAUUACUGACGUUAUCACAGAAGAUUUCUCGGUUGAGACUGAUGACUAUGGUGAACACAAGAUUAUUGAUUUGAUUCCUAACGGUAGGAACAUUCCUGUAACUGAAGAGAACAAACAGGAAUAUGUCAAGAAGGUUGUUGAAUAUAGACUACAAACUUCUGUUGAAGAACAAAUGGAUAAUUUUUUGAUUGGAUUCCAUGAAAUUAUUCCCAAGGAUUUGAUUGCCAUUUUUGAUGAGCAAGAAUUGGAAUUGUUGAUUAGUGGUUUACCUGAUAUCAAUGUUAGUGAUUGGCAAAGCAACACUAUUUAUAAUAACUAUUCUCCAUCAAGUAUUCAAAUUCAAUGGUUCUGGAGAGCUGUUAAAUCGUUUGAUAAUGAAGAACGAGCAAGAUUGUUGCAAUUUGCAACUGGUACUUCUAAGGUGCCAUUAAAUGGAUUUAAAGAGUUGAGUGGGGCUAGUGGUACUUGUAAAUUUAGUAUCCAUCGUGAUUAUGGUUCAACUGAUAGAUUACCUUCAUCGCAUACAUGUUUCAACCAAGUUGAUUUACCUGCUUAUGAAAGUUAUGAAACUUUGAGAGGUUCUUUGUUGAUGGCUAUAACUGAAGGUCAUGAAGGAUUUGGAUUAGCUUAG